AUGUAUACAGUGUACCCAGUACACCCAUACAGUGGGGGGCUGCAGAAGAUAGAGGGGCGCAGGUUCUCGACGCUGUAUUUCUCCCGCGCGGCGCCAGAGUUUGUCUACACACUGCACAACACGCGCAACGGCAAGAGCUACUUCUCCUGUACCAGCAGGGGCUGCGUGGUGAGGGGGCGCUGUGAGGACCUGGACCAGGUGUUCGGGGAGGACCUGGGGCGCGGCUUCGUCACCAAGAACCACCACAACCACAUCGGCGACGCGUCCAUCGUCGCCAACCUCAGGUUCUCCUCCGCCUGCAAGCGCCGGGCCGCCGGCGAGCCCACCGCCAUCAGGAGGAUAUACGACGAGGAGAAGGCCAGACACCCUGAUGCAACGCUGGAGUACCGGGCGCUGGAGAACGCGCUCUACAAGACACAGCGACGCACGCGACCUGCGCAGCCCACCUGUCUGGCCGACCUGCGCGACCUGCCCAGCAGGUACAUGUCCACGCUGCGCGGGACGCCCUUCUUCAGCAGGAGAAGCGACGCGGGCCAGAGCCUCGUGUUCGUGUCCCCCGACGUGGGGGCCCACGCACGUCACUGCAAGGUCCUCUUCGUCGACGCCUCCUACAGGGCCGUCCCGGGGCUCUUCAGCUGCCUCGUCACGCUACACGUCCCCGUCAGCAGUCAGACGGUGCCCGCGGCCUACUGCCUGCUGGGGGGCAGGACGGAGCAGGACCUGGCGCCCCUCGUGCAGCACCUGAAGGAGACCCUCGCCCUCGCCCCCGCCCUCCUCGUGUGCGACUUCCUCCUGCCGCUGCAGCGCGUCCUCGCCAGGGCCUUCCCCCAGGCCCGCGUCACCGGGUCCUUCUUUCACUACACCCAGGUGGUGUGGAAGAGGACCCAGGUGCUGGGGCUGGCGUCGCUGUACCACACGGACCACCUGACGGGGCGUGUGGUCCGCAAGGCCCUCGCCCUGCCCCUCCUGCCGCCCCACAUGAUGGCCCAGGGCCUCAGCGACGUGGAGGAGGACGCCAGGGAAG
This is a messenger RNA of Hyalella azteca, 1024 nucleotides long. RefSeq lists its product as uncharacterized. Lineage: Eukaryota; Metazoa; Arthropoda; Malacostraca; Amphipoda; Hyalellidae. The record is from RefSeq and is a predicted model, not a curated record.